This is a messenger RNA of Puccinia triticina, 600 nucleotides long. RefSeq lists its product as uncharacterized. The record is from RefSeq and is a predicted model, not a curated record. Bases 1 to 600 code for a protein of 199 amino acids. NCBI's taxonomy places the organism in Eukaryota, Fungi, Basidiomycota, Pucciniomycetes, Pucciniales, Pucciniaceae. The transcript has 2 exons.
AUGAUGCGCCGCCUGUCAAUGCGAUAUCAACGUGACAGCCACGACGACUCGGAUUCUGACGAGUCUUUCCACUGUUGUGGAAGACCCGAAGACCUCCUCGACAGCCCGCCGAGAUCAACGACUGAGCCGAAGAACCCUUCCACCCAAGCUCAGAAAGAGAUUUUCGUGCCCGAUAAUGAGGAAUUCUAUUGCUAUCAAUCUGGGCUUGAACGCCAAAAGCGACUCGAAAGAUCCCUCUCAACUUCGGGCCCUUCGCAAGAUUCUGCUAAGGCUCCUGUUGCUCGCGUCCUAGGACGCACUAGUUCCACCGAGUCCGAAAAAACCUUGGUGGCCGAAGAGCCUGUGCUGAUAAUCAAGACGGGUCUCAAUUCUCCUUCGCCAUCGAAAAGAAUGCGGUGGAGCUCGAUCUGUAAUCGCGGAGCUGCCGCCUCCAAAGCCAAAGUCGAGAAGAGCAUCAAUCAAUAUAUUUCGGUCAUCGUCUAUCUCCCGAAAACAAAGCGUAAAAACAUCCCCGCAAAAGUCGAUGGCAAGUCCAAAACCACCCAGAUCACGCUUCUCAAUCAUGCAGGCAAAGAGACGGUCGACCAAGACCCUCUAUGA